AGAAGAGGGGGGAAAAGUGCUAACAAAAAAAGGCUAGCCUAAGGGGAAAACACAACCCGCUUUUUUUUUUCCCUUGACGUGACCACCAACCUUCACCACUUGUCUCGCAUUCCUUCCAUCGAGAAUUGACAUCGAGGGAACAAUAUUGAGAUUCAACCUAGUGCUUUUUCUCGUUCGUUUACCUAGCAUUCAAUUCCAAUCAACUGGUUUCCCUAAAAAUGUCUGCGAACAACGUCCCGGCGGCUGAGAAUGCCCCUCCCUCCUCCGUCACCGAUGCUGUCUUGGUCGCGUCCGAGCCUGUUCCAGAAGGCACACACAAAGUGAGCGGAGUGGACUUUGAUCUUUACAAGGACCGAGACAUCACCGUUGCCGAAUUGGUCGACAACAUGAGAUACACGGGUUUCCAAGGUAGUGCGGUCGCAGACGCUGCCCGCAUUAUCAACAACAUGAAAGCUUACCGUCAUCCCGAAACCGGUGCCAAAACGACCAUCUUCCUCGGGUACACUUCCAACUUAAUCUCCUCCGGCCUCCGCGACACCAUCCGCUACCUCGUCAAAAACAGCCAUGUUUCCGCCAUUGUCACCACCGCUGGCGGUGUGGAAGAAGAUUUGAUCAAGUGCUUGGCUCCAACCUACAUGGGCUCCUUCAGCACACCCGGCGCGGGAUUGCGGGCGAAGGGUUUGAAUCGUAUCGGCAAUUUGAUUGUCCCCAAUAGCAAUUACUGUGCCUUUGAGGAUUGGUUGGUCCCGAUUUUGGAUAAGAUGCUAGAGGAGCAGGAGGCCGCGAAGAAAAAGGCGCUGGAAACGGGGGACGAGGAGGACGAACUGCACUGGACCCCGAGUCGCAUCACCGAACGCCUGGGCCGUGAAAUCAACAAUGAGGACUCGGUGCUGUAUUGGGCCGCACGCAACAAUAUCCCCGUCUUCUGCCCGGCCCUGACGGACGGCUCCCUUGGAGACAUGCUCUACUUCCACACUUUCAAAUCUUCCCCGCAACGGUUGCGCGUUGAUAUUGUCGACGAUGUGCGCCGGAUCAAUACCAUGGCUGUUCGUGCUGCUCGAGCGGGAAUGAUCAUCCUCGGAGGUGGGGUCAUUAAACACCAUAUUGCGAAUGCCUGUCUGAUGCGGAACGGUGCGGAGCAUGCGGUCUACGUGAAUACUGGUCAGGAGUUCGAUGGAAGCGAUGCCGGGGCGCGACCGGAUGAGGCCGUCAGCUGGGGCAAGAUCAAAGCUGACGGUGAGUCGGUGAAGGUGUAUGCGGAAGCCACAGUGGUCUUCCCACUCAUUGUGGCCGCUUCGUUUGCGAGAUCAGAUGCAGGAGCACCGGAUGCUUCCCAGUCCAAGAAUUGAUCAUGGCCACUGCGUAGAUAUCGGCAGACAUCUAGCGAGAUGGCCGUUGCAUGAUUCGUUUCCAGCUUCUGUACUU
Aspergillus brunneoviolaceus CBS 621.78 is the source of this 1425-nucleotide messenger RNA. Its product is annotated as deoxyhypusine synthase. Gene Ontology annotation, biological process: peptidyl-hypusine biosynthetic process. Gene Ontology annotation, molecular function: deoxyhypusine synthase activity. The coding region runs from base 219 to 1349 and encodes 376 amino acids. The record is from RefSeq and is a predicted model, not a curated record. The transcript is spliced from 2 exons. Lineage: Eukaryota; Fungi; Ascomycota; Eurotiomycetes; Eurotiales; Aspergillaceae. Gene Ontology annotation, cellular component: cytoplasm.